CCAAUUUAUUCAAACAAAUGAAAAGUCUUCAAAAAAAGAAAACAAAAGAAAAAGUUAAUAUUUUUUUCUAUAAAUUUAGUACAAAAUUGAAUGCCACCGGCCAAUCCCCCGGCCAAGAAGCUUCACUCGCCGGAGUAAGAAUCGGAGCAAAGCUCAAAGACGACGUUCUUUCGCCUACAAGAAUCAUCCUCCCCUUCGAUCUCUCUAGCUUCGAACUUUUGAUUUGUAAAUCCGACCUGUAGAGGUAUUUCUGUUUUCUGGGUUUUGAUUCUGAGUAUAGAUUUCAUUGAUUGCUGCAGGGGAGAAGUUAGAAAUACUUCAAGAUUUACAUUUGGUGUAUAAAUCUUUACUGUUUCAGAGCAUGUGAAGAAAGCUGGUAACCUUUGAGAUUAAAUUGGGUUUAGUUUAUUUGAUUGUUGUGAUGGAACAAGGUUUAGGAUCUGAGACUCUGGAUAAAUCCCGGGUACUGAAUGUGAAACCAUUGAGAUGUCUAGAACCAAUGUUCCCACCAGAUUUUGGUUCCUCUCAAUUCUCAUCUCCUCAAUCUGCUAAUUUUGUAUGUGCCCCUCCAACCGGUCCUUUCCCACCUGGGGUAACCUCGUUUUUUCCUUUCCUAUCUCAAAACGGGUCUCUUAAUCAAGCCACACCAUUUGAUGUAAACCACGCAGUUCAAUCACCAACUCCAAUUAGGUCAUUUAGAACACCAAUGUCACAAAAUGGGAAUGGUUAUCCAAUGAACUUUGGUGAUGAAAGUAGUUCAAAGUCGGAUAAAUCAAAGGGGAGUAGUAAAAAGAUGAAAAACUCUCAAAUUGGGGAUGGGGUUGAUGUUGAUGCAGAAGUUGAGGUGGUGGCUAAUAGUUUCUUUUCAUCGUAUGAUCUAACGAAGUUCCAUUCCUCUAGACUAGUUGAUCAAGAUAAAGAAACAGUUGAUUGUGUUCUCAUGAUGUUUGACUUACUGAGGAGAAGGAUCGCCCAACACGACGAUUCAGGAAACAAAUCAUCGUCGCUGGCAAGGAAUGCCAACCUGAAGGCUGGUGCGAUCUUACUGAAUAAAGGGAUUCGAACGUGCACGAAAAAGAGGAUUGGGUCUGUAUCUGGGAUUGAUGUCGGGGAUAUCUUCUUUUUCAGGAUGGAACUCUGUGUGGUGGGAAUGCAUGCCCCAUCAAUGUCGGGGAUCGAUUACAUGAGUAUGAAAACACAUUCAAGCGAAGAAUGUGUCGCGGUUAGCAUUGUUUCCUCCGGAGGAUACGAAGAUGUUGAUGAUGGAGAUGUCUUGAUUUACAGUGGUCAAGGCGGGAACAUGUAUAAGAAAGCCCAAGACACAAUAUCGGAUCAAAAACUCGUAAAAGGUAAUCUCGCUCUCGAGAAGAGUUUACAUCAAGGAAACGAUGUAAGAGUAAUUCGCGGUGUGAAGGAUAUCGCACACCCAACCGGGAAGGUAUAUAUCUACGAUGGUAUAUAUCGAGUCCAGGAAUCGUGGAUCGAGAAAGUAAAAGGAGGGUACAACAUUUUCAAGUAUAAAUUAGGUCGAAAACCCGGUCAGCCUCAAGCAUUUACGAUGUGGAAAUCGAUUCAGCAAUGGAAGGAAAGUAUUUCUUCAAGAACCGGGGUUAUACUACCAGAUCUCACGUCUGGAGCUGAAAAUCUGCCUGUUUGUCUUGUAAACGAGGUUGAUGAGGAAAAGAGUCCUGGGUAUUUUACUUACUCAUCCAGUCUCAAGAACCCUAAACCGAUUAAUUCUCCACAGCCUUCCACGAGCUGCAGUUGUCGAGGUGGAUGCCAGCCUGGCAAUUCUAACUGCGGUUGCAUUCAGAAAAACGGAGGUUUCCUUCCUUAUACGAGUUUGGGUGUUCUUUUAAAUUCAAACUCGUUAAUAUACGAAUGUGGUUCAUCUUGCUCAUGCCCUCUCAACUGCCGAGGAAAAAUUUCUCAGGCAGGCUUGAAAGUUCGACUAGAGGUGUUCAAGACAAAUGACAAGGGUUGGGGCUUAAGGUCUUGGGAUCCCAUUAGAGCUGGAGCUUUUAUUUGUGAAUAUGCAGGGGAAGUUGUAACCAGUAGAGAGGUUGAUAAUAACUAUAUAUUUGACACAACUCGAUCAUACAAGCCGUUUGAUGUUAUAUUGAGGAAGCAAAACGAACUUCUUAAAGUCCCGUAUCCUCUGGUUAUUAGCUCGAAAGAUGUUGGGAAUGUAGCUCGAUUUAUGAACCAUAGUUGUGAUCCUGAUGUUUACUGGCAGCUGAUUGUGCGUGAGAAUAAGAAUGAAUCGAAUCUCCAUGUGGGAUUAUUUGCGAUCAAGCACAUUCCUCCUAUGAAGGAAUUGACUUUUGAUUAUGGUGUAGUUGAAUCUGAGAAAGAAGAGAGGAAGAAGAAAUGCUUGUGCGGUUCACCAAAAUGCAGUGGCUACUAUUUUUAAUGGCUUAACCUAAAGGAGGUCAUGAUAGAAGCUGAUUUGUGGUGAAAAAACUGAAGGAGCUAAAGGGGGAAAAUGGAGUCUUUUUGUUGUUGGUGGUGUCAGAGAGUAAGAUCUUGUAUACUUUGGUACAACUGCAUCUUCUUUGCCCUCAUCUUAUUUGAUUGAUUUUCAGAUAGAUUAUACUUGCAAAAUGAUUGAGGUUUGAAUUUAUAAUAGAACUUUAAAUUAAAGCUUA
Impatiens glandulifera is the source of this 2648-nucleotide messenger RNA. Its product is annotated as histone-lysine N-methyltransferase, H3 lysine-9 specific SUVH1-like. Bases 422 to 2413 code for a protein of 663 amino acids. NCBI's taxonomy places the organism in Eukaryota, Viridiplantae, Streptophyta, Magnoliopsida, Ericales, Balsaminaceae. Gene Ontology annotation, cellular component: nucleus. The transcript is spliced from 3 exons. The record is from RefSeq and is a predicted model, not a curated record. Gene Ontology annotation, molecular function: protein binding; zinc ion binding; histone methyltransferase activity.